This is a messenger RNA of Parasteatoda tepidariorum (common house spider), 682 nucleotides long. Its product is annotated as ribosomal RNA processing protein 36 homolog. Gene Ontology annotation, cellular component: nucleolus; 90S preribosome. Gene Ontology annotation, biological process: maturation of SSU-rRNA from tricistronic rRNA transcript (SSU-rRNA, 5.8S rRNA, LSU-rRNA). The record is from RefSeq and is a predicted model, not a curated record. Lineage: Eukaryota; Metazoa; Arthropoda; Arachnida; Araneae; Theridiidae.
CUCUAGUCUAGUAACCGUAACUGACACGAGAAAUUUGUAAAUAUAAACAUGAAGAACUUCAAGAAAUUCAGUGAAAACAGUGUAUAAUCUUUUGGGACUUAUAUUCUUAAAUUAAAGCAUCAAAUUCACAAGUUAAAAUGUCUUUUUCACGAGCCAACAAAAAUCGACCAAGGGAAAUGUCAUCAAAAACUCCCGUUCCAGUAUUCAGAGAUGUUUUUGCUAUCAAGAAAGCGCAUUCUCGUGAUCCCAGAUUUGAUGAUUUAUCUGGAACAUUUGAUGAAGAACUGUUUGAAGAGAAUUAUUCUUUUGUAGAUGACAUUAAACGUAAGGAAAGAGAAAAACUUGAAAAGGAGUUAGAAAAUGUUGGAGAUGACCAUAAAAGAAAACAAGAAAUUUUGUAUCUCUUGCUGAGGAUGAAAAAUCAAGACAUAGCAAAGAAAAAACAAAAAAUGAAAAAAAUUGAAGAUCAACAACUGAGAGAAGAAAUAAUGGAAGCAGCAAAAUCUGGCAAAAAGCCAUACAUGCCUAAAAAAUCUGAAUUAAAGCAGAAAAAAUUAGUUGAAUCAUUCCAAAAAUUGAAGAAGACUGGAAAACUGGACAAAUAUUUGGAACGCAAGAGGAAGAAAAUUGUUUCUAAAGAUAGAAAGAGAUUUUGUGCAAAAUAAAAUUGUUUAUACUGUAA